Trichosurus vulpecula (common brushtail) is the source of this 1229-nucleotide messenger RNA. RefSeq names its product hyaluronan and proteoglycan link protein 1 (gene HAPLN1). Gene Ontology annotation, molecular function: hyaluronic acid binding. The transcript is spliced from 4 exons. NCBI's taxonomy places the organism in Eukaryota, Metazoa, Chordata, Mammalia, Diprotodontia, Phalangeridae. The record is from RefSeq and is a predicted model, not a curated record. Gene Ontology annotation, biological process: cell adhesion. The coding region runs from base 19 to 1083 and encodes 354 amino acids.
AUUCUCGUGGCUGUCAAGAUGAAGUCUCUACUUUUUCUGGUGCUGAUUUCUCUCUCCUGGGCUGAUGAUCUUACUGACAACUACACUCUGGAGCAUGACAGAAUUAUCCACAUCCAAGCAGAAAAUGGUCCCCGUCUACUGGUGGAAGCAGAGCAGGCAAAAGUCUUCUCACACCGGGGUGGCAACGUCACACUGCCAUGUAAAUUUUACCGCGACCCCUCAACAAUUGGCUCAGGAACCCACAAAAUCCGAGUCAAGUGGACCAAGCUCACUUCAGAUUACCUCAAGGAAAUAGAUGUUUUUGUUUCCAUGGGAUACCACAAGAAAACGUACGGCAGCUACCAGGGAAGAGUAUUUCUGAACAGAGGCAGUGACAACGAUGCCUCCCUUGUAAUCACUGAUAUCACCCUGGAGGAUUAUGGGAGAUACAAAUGUGAGGUGAUUGAAGGAUUAGAAGACGGUACAGCAGUUGUAGCCUUGGAUCUACAAGGUGUGGUCUUCCCUUACUUUCCACGACUAGGACGCUACAAUCUCAAUUUCCAUGAGGCUCAACAGGCUUGUCUGGACCAGGACUCUGUGAUUGCCUCUUUCGACCAACUCUAUGAUGCUUGGAGGGCAGGGCUGGACUGGUGUAAUGCUGGCUGGCUCAGUGAUGGAUCUGUGCAGUAUCCCAUCACUAAACCUAGAGAACCCUGUGGAGGGAGAAACACAGUGCCCGGUGUCAGGAAUUACGGAUUUUGGGAUAAAGAUAAAAGCAGAUAUGAUGUAUUCUGUUUUACAUCCAACUUCAACGGUCGCUUUUACUACCUAAUACACCCAACCAAGCUGACCUACGAUGAAGCGGUGCAGGCUUGUCUCAAUGAUGGUGCUCAGAUUGCUAAAGUGGGCCAGAUGUUUGCUGCCUGGAAACUCCUGGGCUACGACCGAUGCGAUGCAGGCUGGCUGGCCGAUGGCAGCGUUCGUUACCCCAUCUCCCGGCCAAGGAGACGCUGCAGCCCCACCGAAGCUGCCGUGCGCUUCGCGGGCUUCCCCGACAAAAAGCACAAGCUCUACGGUGUCUACUGCUUCAGAGAGUACAACUGAGUGUACCCUAGAGCAUCACCAUUUUAAAGUCAUUCAGAACAUGUGAAAGAUUUCUUUUCAAUAUGAACUCAUGCAAUUUACCAAAACUGUGAUAACCCUUUUUUACUUACUGUAAAAAGUCAUUUUCAUAAAAAAUCCAAUACAUU